Messenger RNA from Thlaspi arvense, 3078 nucleotides. The record is from the annotation of a GenBank genome assembly. NCBI's taxonomy places the organism in Eukaryota, Viridiplantae, Streptophyta, Magnoliopsida, Brassicales, Brassicaceae.
UUUUUUUUUUCGUUUUGUGAUGUUUCAGAAAAUCGCUCAAGCAUUUAUUGAUUUUUUUAAUUUCCAGCUUAAAUCUAUUCAUAAAUUUUUGAACGGUGAAUUUAUACAGAGAGAAAUGUUGAAACCAUUAAACCUUUUGAAUUCUACCCUUUAAGCUCAGCUGAAUUUUUCUUCGCCUCACUCAGUUUUUUUUUUUUAAUUCCGCAUAUUUGUAGCAGUCAGUUUCUGUUUGUCUUUUGAUCGUUGAAGCUCUGUUUGUUUUCCGAGAAAAUCUGCAUUAUAUUCCGGGAAAAUUCGACCUCGCAUUGGGUUUUUUUUUUCUCGCUCUAAGCUUACGAAAUGCCGAGCAUUAGAGCUCCAGCUGCGAAGAAGACCACCACACUCACGGUCGCUGUGAAAUGUAGACCGUUAAUGGAGAAAGAACGAGGAAGAGACAUUGUUCGAGUGAAUAACUCUAAGGAAGUGAUUGUGUUGGACCCUGACUUAUCUAAAGAUUACCUUGACCGAAUUCAGAAUCGCACCAAAGAGAAGAAAUAUUGCUUUGAUCAUGCAUUUGGCCCCGAGAGCACGAACAAGAAUGUGUAUAAGAGUAUGUCGCCUGUGAUCUCUGGGGUUGUUCAUGGACUCAACGCUACAGUGUUUGCCUAUGGUUCCACUGGAAGUGGCAAAACGUAUACAAUGGUUGGAACUAGGAGUGAUCCUGGAUUGAUGGUUCUCAGCCUGAAUACCGUUUUUGAUAUGAUUAAGUGUGACAAGAGCUCUGAUGAGUUUGAAGUGACUUGCUCAUAUCUUGAAGUCUACAAUGAAGUUAUCUACGAUUUGCUUGAAAAAUCCUCUGGUCAUUUGGAGCUCAGAGAGGAUCCAGAGCAGGGGAUAGUAGUUGCAGGUCUACGAUCAAUCAAGGUCUAUUCCGCAGAUCGGAUUCUUGAGCUUCUGAACUUGGGGAACAGUAGACGAAAAACUGAGAGCACGGAGAUGAAUGGAACAUCAUCAAGGUCCCAUGCAGUUCUGGAGAUUGCAGUAAAAAGAAGGCAAAAGAAUCAAAAUCAAGUCAUGAGAGGGAAACUCGCCCUUGUAGAUCUUGCUGGCAGUGAAAGAGCAGCCGAGACGAACAAUGGAGGUCAAAAGCUGAGGGAUGGAGCCAAUAUUAAUCGCUCACUCCUCGCACUUGCAAAUUGCAUUAACGCUUUGGGGAAGCAACACAAAAAGGGUCUUGCGUAUGUUCCAUACAGAAACAGCAAACUUACGCGGAUUCUUAAAGAUGGUCUGAGUGGGAACUCCCAGACAGUGAUGGUUGCAACUAUAUCACCUGCUGAUAGUCAGUAUCAUCACACUGUGAACACACUGAAAUAUGCUGAUCGAGCAAAAGAGAUUAAGACACACAUUCAGAAAAAUAUUGGUACCAUAGACGCCCAUAUGUCAGACUACCAACGAAUGAUCGACAAUCUUCAAAGCGAGGUUUCUCAGCUGAAGAAGCAACUAGCAGAAAAAGAGUCGCAGCUAAGCAUCAAACCUUUCGAAAGAGGCAUUGAACGUGAGCUUUCGUGGUUGGAUGGUUUAAGCCACCAAAUCAGUGAAAAUGUUCAGGAACGCAUAAACUUACAGAAGGCAUUAUUUGAGCUUGAGGAAACUAACCUCAGAAACCGCACUGAACUUCAGCAUCUCGAUGAUGCCAUUGCGAAACAGGCGACCGAGAAAGAAGUAGUCGAAGCUCUAAGUAGCAGACGGCAAGUAAUACUUGAUAAUAUCCGCGACAAUGAUGAAGCCGGCGUUAACUACCAGCGAGAAAUAGAAGAAAAUGAAAAGCAUCGUUGCAAACUACAGGAUAUGCUCAAUGAAGCAAUAAAUAACAACGGAAACAAAACUUAUCUUCAUAUUCUCAAUCAGUAUAAGCUCUUGGGGAUGGGCAAUACCGAACUACAGUUCGAAAUGGCGAUGAGGGACCAAAUCAUUUACAACCAAAGGGAAGCUCAGAGAAACCUAUGGAACUUGCUCAUGGGUUUAGGAGUUGAAGAGAAACAAGUGCUCGACCUCGCUGCGAAACAAGGGAUCACAAUCGAAGACUGGAGUAUGGCGACGUAUCCGGGACUUCCUUACAGAAAACAGACACCGAGUUUCAUACCAACAAACAUCCCUUUCGUGGGGCACGCAUAUUCUCAAUCCUCAUGCACUUUCCAGAGCUAUAAUCAAGACUCUUCUUCUUCAAAAGGACAACAAUGGGGUCCGACUCCUACUCUAUGCAGAGAGGAACAUCACAGCUCUUUCUACUACAUGGGACACGAGCCACCUUCAUUUGUCAAUCUUAGGAAAAGCCACGAUGGUUGGGUUGGUGGUGGCAGACCAGCUCCACGGAUCGACACAGGAGGCAGUCAUCGUCGAGUCUCUUAUCCACAAACUGUAAACAGUUCUUCUCCACGGAUGGGUCCUAAGUUUUACCAGACUCCUCAAAGGGAAAUGUUGGUCAACACACCGAGUCCAUACGGUAGCCCACGAGCUGGCGUCACCAACACCCCGACCGUGCAACCUUUCUAUGGAAGUCCUCGAGCUGUCGCCGUGAGAAACGGUUCAUACAACAGCCCACGCGCCGCCGCCACUUUAGUAGCGACAUCCAAUGGUGCAAGAAACCAACAACGGGUGUACGGAACAAGCCCGCUUUCAGGAGACAAAGGAGCCAAGAACUCGUCGUACGGACAGACCAGCCACACAAAGGUGUACAGAGGAGGAGGAGGAGGAGGCAGUAAAGGUCACAAUAAAGGAAACAAAACUCAACGCCAACACCAAUGACAGACCACAGUUCGAUUUUUCAAGUCAGUUUCUGUCUGAGGCCCAGUUUUUGAAACGCCUCAGUCUCACUCUCUCACACGACUCGUUUUGUUUUGGUUUGUACAGAAAUUUCCACGGUAUCUUUUCUUUUUCUGUGACUUGAUUGAUGUGUGUAUAUAUAUAUGGGGAAAAAAAUAUAAUAAAGAAAGCCAAAUUUUCCGUUUUAUCAAUUUUUUUUUAAUUAAUUGAACGGUUUACCAAAUCAUUUUUGUUCUAUUCAAAAAUUGAAAAAUUAUACAACAUUUUCAUUGCAAA